Messenger RNA from Epinephelus lanceolatus (giant grouper), 5112 nucleotides. NCBI's taxonomy places the organism in Eukaryota, Metazoa, Chordata, Actinopteri, Perciformes, Serranidae. The record is from RefSeq and is a predicted model, not a curated record.
CAGCCUGUCAUCCAGACAGCCCGCUGCUCCGUCCGUCCUGUCCUGUCCUGUCCUGUACUGUCCUGUCCCGAGGAGAAGAGUGAGAGAGCUGGACUACUGCUACAACUACACAUCCGUAUGAGGGACUUAAAACUCUUUCCUGUCGUCCUGAUACUAAAUUUAACCCCCUGAACUUGUGUCGUCGUGCUGGACUUGAGGUAAGCCAUGGAGGAUGGGAAGCCAGUGUGGGCGCCCCACCCCGCCGACGGGUUCCAGCUGGGGAUGAUCGUUGACAUAGGAGCCGACACGCUCACCAUAGAACCACUGAACCAGAAGGGCAAGACUUUUCUUGCUCUGAUGAGCCAAGUCUUCCCAGCAGAGGAUGAUGUCAACAAACAUGUAGAUGACAACUGUUCCCUUAUGUACUUGAAUGAGGCCACUCUUCUGAACAACGUCAGAGUGCGGUACAAUAAAGACCACAUCUAUACUUAUGUGGCCAAUAUCUUGAUAGCUGUGAAUCCUUACUAUGACAUCCCCAAACUUUACGGUCCUGAUGCCAUCAAGUCGUACCGGGGGAAGUCACUGGGAACUCUGCCACCUCAUGUCUAUGCUAUAGCCGACAAAGCCUACAGGGACAUGAAGGUUCUCAAGAUGAGCCAGUCUAUCAUAGUUUCUGGUGAAUCCGGUGCUGGAAAGACCGAAAACACCAAGUUUGUUCUCAGAUAUCUCACCACAACAUAUGGAAGUGGGCAAGAUAUUGACGAGAGAAUUGUAGAAGCAAAUCCCCUCCUGGAGGCCUUUGGAAAUGCAAAGACAGUCCGAAAUAACAACAGCAGUCGCUUUGGGAAGUUUGUGGAAAUCCAUUUCAAUGAGAAGAAUGCAGUCGUGGGUGGAUUUGUCUCACAUUACUUGCUGGAGAAGUCGAGGAUUUGCAUGCAGAGUAACGACGAGAGGAACUACCACAUCUUCUACAGGCUGUGUGCUGGAGCAUCUGAGGACAUAAAGAAGAAGCUGCACCUGGACUCUCCAGACAGCUUCAGGUACCUGAACCGAGGAUGCACCAGAUACUUUGCCAGUAAGGACUCUGAUAAGCAAAUCAUGCAGAACCGCAAGAGCCCCGAGGACAAUAAGCACGGAAAGGUCGGUGCUCUGAAGGACCCUCUUCUUGACGACCUGGGCGACUUCAACAGGAUGUGUGUGGCCAUGAAGAAGAUCGGUCUGGACGACACUGAGAAGCUGGACCUGUUCAGGGUGGUUGCCGGUGUCCUGCACCUGGGCAACAUCGACUUUGAAGAAACAGGGAGUUCCUCAGGCGGUUGUAUCCUGAAGAAUCAGUCCGGCCAGUCUCUGGAGUACUGUGCUAACCUGCUGGGUCUGGACCAGGAUGAUUUGCGUGUCAGCCUCACAACCAGGGUCAUGCUCACGACAGCAGGGGGCGCCAAAGGAACAGUUAUCAAGGUGCCUCUAAAGGUUGAACAAGCAAACAAUGCCCGCGAUGCCCUGGCCAAGGCGGUGUACAGCCGGCUCUUCGAUCAUGUGGUCAAACGAGUGAACCAGUGCUUCCCCUUUGAGACUUCCUCCAACUUUAUUGGGGUGUUGGACAUCGCUGGGUUUGAAUAUUUUGAGCACAACAGCUUUGAGCAGUUCUGUAUCAAUUACUGCAACGAGAAGCUGCAGCAGUUCUUCAACGAGCGCAUUCUCAAAGAGGAGCAAGAGCUGUAUCAAAGGGAAGGCCUGGGAGUCAAUGAGGUGCAUUAUGUUGACAACCAGGACUGUAUAGACCUCGUGGAAGCAAAGCUUGUGGGAGUCCUGGACAUUUUGGAUGAGGAGAACCGUCUCCCUCAGCCCAGCGACCAGCACUUUACUCUGGCUGUUCACAGCAAGCAUAAAGACCACUUCAGACUGACGGUUCCGAGGAAGUCGAAGUUGACCAUUCACAGGAAUCUGCGGGAUGACGAGGGCUUCAUCAUCAGGCACUUUGCCGGAGCAGUCUGCUAUGAAACAACUCGGUUUGUGGAGAAGAAUAACGAUGCCCUCCACAUGUCCCUGGAGAGCUUAGUGUCUGAAUCGAAAGACAAAUUUGUUCGAGAGCUGUUUGAGAACUCAAUCACCAACAAGGACUCCAAACAGAAGGCGGGCAAACUCAGCUUCAUCAGCGUUGGCAACAAGUUCAAGACCCAGCUAAACCUGCUGCUGGAAAAGCUCCGCAGUACAGGCUCAAGUUUCAUCCGCUGUGUAAAACCCAACCUGAAGAUGGUCAGCCACAAGUUUGAAGGAGCUUUGAUUCUCUCACAGCUGCAGUGCUCAGGCAUGGUGUCAGUGUUGGACCUGAUGCAGGGGGGUUUCCCCUCCAGAGCCCCCUUCCAUGAGCUCUACAACAUGUAUAAACAGUACAUGCCUGACAAGCUCACACGCUUGAAUCCACGACUUUUCUGCAAGGCUUUGUUCAAAGCUCUGGGACUAAAUGACAAUGACUUCAAGUUUGGAUUGACCAGGGUGUUCUUCCGCCCGGGAAAGGUACAGAGAAUUCGGAACAAGAUGAGUUACAGAGCUCAGGCCUGCAUUAAGAUUCAGAAGACUGUCCGCAUGUGGUUGUGUAAGAGGAAGCAUAAGCCUCGCAUUGAUGGAAUGGUGAAGGUUCGAAACCUGAAGAAGCACAUGGAGCGGUUCAACGAGGUGGUGAACGGACUGAAGGAGGGAAAGCAGGAGAUGGCCAAACAGGUCCAGGAGCUGGCUGCCUCCAUAGACGCUCUGUUAGGAAAGAUAAAGGCCACAGUAAUGACCUGGAAGGAGAUUGACACAGAGUAUCAGGUGCUGGUGAAACGCUCUGAGCAGCUGCUCUCCUCAAUGCAAAAGAAGAAGCAGGAGGAGGAAGAGACUGAGAGGCUGAAACAUAUCGAGGAAGAGAUGGAGAAGGAGAGGAAGAGGAGGGAGAAGGAAGAGCAACGGCGCAAACAGGAGGAAGAGGAGAGAAGAAUGAAAUCAGAGAUGGAGAUGAAGAGGAAGCAGGAGGAGGAGGAUAGAAAAAAGAGAGAGGAGGAAGAGAAAGCUAUACAGGCGGAGUUGGAGAUUCAGCUGGCUCUGGAGCGUGAGGAGCAGGUCCAGCGCAGCACCAUGCUGGAGCAGGAGAGACGAGACAGAGAGUUAGCCAUGAGGAUCGCUCAGAGCGAGGCAGAGCUCAUCACUGAGGAGGGGCAGAUGGACCCAAGCCUGCGCAGCGAUGAGCCUUUUUCAGAUCUUCCUAUCUCCUCAUCCUCAGCCAGAGCCAUGGGUCCUCAAGUUCAGGCAACCAAAGCUGCUGCUGGUGUGAAAAAGUAUGACCUCAGCAAGUGGAAGUAUGCUGAGCUGCGAGAUGUCAUCAACACUUCCUGUGACAUUGAGCUGCUGGCGGCCUGCAGAGAGGAAUUCCACCGCCGUCUGAAGGUCUAUCAUGCAUGGAAGUCCAAAAACAAGAAGCGCAAUGAUGAUGGAAGUGAUCAGAGGGCUCCUAAAUCUGUCACUGACUACGCUGAACAGAACCCAGCUCCUCCGAUGACAGCCCAGCAUCAGGAAGUGGCCAUGAACCGGCAGCAGCGAUAUUUCCGCAUUCCUUUCAUCCGGCCUGCGGACCAGUACAAAGACCCGCAGAAUAAAAAGAAGGGCUGGUGGUACGCCCACUUCGACGGGCCCUGGAUAGCCAGGCAGAUGGAGCUGCACCCAGACAAACGACCCAUUGUGCUGGUCGCAGGUAAAGACGACAUGGAGAUGUGCGAGCUGAGUCUGGAGGAGACCGGUCUGACCAGGAAGAGGGGGGCGGAGAUCCUGCCCAGGCAGUUUGAAGAAAUCUGGGAACGCUGCGACGGAAUCCAGUACCUCAAGAAAGCCAUUGAGAACAAGCAGGCCCGCCCCACGUACGCCACCGCCAUGCUUCAGAGUCUCCUCAAGUGAACCACAGCAGUGAGAUAAGCAUCCUCGAACAUGGAAUACACAAGACUCAAGAACAUAAACGUACAUGUUCAAGGGCAGCGCGGUGUGCCUGCUGUUUGUAGGAGGAAAAGGAAGUAACCAGAGAACGAUGCUCGUAGGCACUCAGUUUCAUCUCAUUUUAAACACCACUUUUUAUAUCUUUAUUUUGCAGUGUAACACCUGAUUGGUGUAGCGUUUGUCAGCAUUUGUCUUCUAUCUAUAUCUGAAUAGAGUAUCCCACUGAGAGGCCUUAAACUGCAAUAAUAAACUGCACUACACCCAGGAAGUCUUAAUUGGUGCGUAGCUUAUCUAGCUAUUAACCUGAAACCUUAAUGGUCUGCAAUAAAUUAGACUGUGACACAUGCUUUUAAUAGUGUCUAAUUAUCUUUGUCUUUUAAGUAAAGCUUUAUGGCCAUGUGGAUAAUAAGGCUUUAAGUACUGUUCUUCAUCUACACUUGAUUUGAUUAGUAAGAAUGAAAGUUUUCACACUCAUGCACCUUCAAAGGGACGAUAAGAAAACACUUCUCUGUGUCAGUUUUGCUGGAAAACGACUUAAAUCAUAAAUGAGUAUCAUACACCUAAAAGAAAGUGAACAAAUUAUAUUUAUACACAUAUUUCUAUUGUUAUAUUACGCUCUAUUUCAAGUAUAGAACUUCAGAUUUCUUUUUCAGUCCUCCAUCUGCUUCACUUUUGACAAAAUAAAGCAACAAAUUCAACAUGUUCACAACUUUUUCACUCCAUAUAGUCACAGAAUGUAUUUUUUAAUCCAUUUAAAGAAGUGCUGGGUUUAUUACCAUCUUAGUUUUGUCUUUUUAUCCAUCCAUUAUUUUCCUGCUGCAUGUACAACUCCUUAAAAAGGGAUUUUUUUUUUGUAUUGUUGUUUAUUUGUUAUGUAAGAGGGAAAUGUAGACAUUAGUUUUCAUGUUUGCAGUUUCAUGGGUUUGGGGUUGUUUUACAGACAAUAAUGUAAUGUGUGUGUGUGUUGUGUGUUCAUGUAUCGUUUUAAUAAGCUGAUUACUUGACUCGUGUGUUGGUUAGAUCAGGAGCAUCUCGUCGGAUGAUCAUGCAAUACCUUUAUUUAGGCUCACACUUAUUUACCAUUCAGUUUCAUUGCUCCCUGUUGGAUCUGGUUGUAUGUCGGCCUUUGCACUGGAACACUGUAGACAAUAAAUGUAUGCCCCCAUCCUC